AUGGUCGUGUCUUCUCUGUUUCAUCCUUCAUUCUCCUCCACCAUCCUUUUCAACCCUCCAAAACCCAUCAUCAAUCUAAAUAACCACCGUUCACUCACCAUCACCACCGCAUCACUCGAUCCAUCUCCGAUCACAACCACCACCACCACCACCACCCCCUCCGCCUCCGAUAACAUCAAAGACGUAGCCCGCCGUCAUCCUUCCGCCGUCAACAACUUCACCGCCAAAUACGUCCCUUUCAAUGCCGGAUUCGAUUCCCCUGAAUCUUACUCCCUCGAUGAAAUCGUCUACCGAAGCAACUCCGGUGGUUUACUCGAUGUUCAUCACGAUAUGGAAGCACUCGCCAAAUUCGAUGGCGCGUACUGGCGCAACCUCUUUGACUCGCGCGUCGGGAAAACCACGUGGCCUUAUGGUUCCGGUGUAUGGAGUAAAAAGGAAUGGGUUCUACCGGAGAUUCAUCCCGAUGAUAUUGUUAGUGCUUUUGAAGGUAAUUCUAAUCUUUUUUGGGCUGAGCGUUUUGGCAAACAGUUUGUAGGCAUGAAUGAUCUUUGGGUUAAACACUGUGGUAUUAGUCAUACUGGAAGUUUUAAAGAUCUUGGAAUGACUGUGCUUGUUAGUCAGGUGAAUCGGCUCCGGAAAAUGAACCGUCCGUUGGUCGGAGUUGGUUGUGCUUCUACCGGUGAUACAUCGGCUGCACUUUCGGCUUAUUGUGCUUCGGCUGGAAUUCCUUCGAUUGUUUUCCUUCCGGCAAAUAAAAUCUCGACUGCACAGUUGAUUCAACCGGUUUCGAAUGGUGCAUUGGUGCUUAGUAUUGACACUGAUUUUGAUGGUUGUAUGAAGCUUAUUAGAGAAAUAACAUCUGAAUUGCCGAUUUAUUUGGCGAAUUCGUUGAAUAGUCUGAGAAUUGAGGGACAGAAAACUGCUGCUAUUGAGAUUUUGCAGCAGUUUGAUUGGCAGGUACCUGAUUGGGUUAUUGUUCCUGGUGGAAAUUUAGGGAACAUUUAUGCAUUUUACAAAGGUUUCAAAAUGUGUAAAGAUUUAGGUCUUGUUGAUAAGAUUCCAAGGCUUGUUUGUGCUCAAGCUGCAAAUGCAAAUCCAUUGUAUUUGUAUUAUAAAAAUGGGUGGAAAGAGUUUAAAGCAAUUACAGCUGAAAAAACAUUUGCUUCUGCUAUUCAGAUUGGUGAUCCUGUUUCAAUUGAUAGAGCUGUUUAUGCAUUGAAGAAUUCAGAUGGGAUUGUUGAGGAAGCUAGUGAAGAGGAACUGAUGGAUGCAAUGGCACUUGCUGAUUCAACUGGGAUGUUUAUAUGUCCUCAUACUGGUGUGGCUUUAACUGCUUUGAAUAAGCUUAGGAAAUCUGGUGUUAUAGGAUCUAGUGAAAGGGUUGUUGUUGUUAGUACUGCACAUGGAUUGAAGUUUGCAGAUAGUAAGAUUGAUUAUCAUUCUGGUAAUAUUCCCGGUAUAGGUCGUUACGCUAACCCACCUGUUUCUGUUAAGGCUGAUUUUGGUUCUGUUAUGGAUGUGUUGAAGGAUUUUCUGUUGAGUAAGGCACCAAAAUACUAGUAGUAAGUAGCAGUAGUACGAGGUUAAUUUGGAGUUGUCUUUUUCAGUUGACACCAUACUGUCACUCUCUAGUUAUACUUUAGCAAUGUGAUGUUAGUUAUUUAUGCUUUUGAUUUGAUCACAAGUUUGUGUUGAAUUUUUCAUGUACAAUUUUGUUUUAGACGGUUUUAUUUGAUGAAAUGAACAUUCUGGUUGUGGAAUUUCACUCUCUUUGGUGAACUACUUACACAAAUGUAGUACACAUUAUGUAACCUCAAGGCUGAUAAUUGAACUUCGUGAAGACUUUCUUACAA
Molecule: messenger RNA, 1853 nt
Organism: Trifolium pratense (red clover)
Lineage: Eukaryota; Viridiplantae; Streptophyta; Magnoliopsida; Fabales; Fabaceae
Product: threonine synthase 1, chloroplastic-like
Exons: 1
Coding region: 1-1560 (519 amino acids)
Biological process (GO): L-cysteine biosynthetic process
Cellular component (GO): cytoplasm
Molecular function (GO): threonine synthase activity; pyridoxal phosphate binding
Source: RefSeq, a predicted model, not a curated record